Messenger RNA from Panicum hallii, 4737 nucleotides. RefSeq names its product SCAR-like protein 2. Bases 284 to 4423 code for a protein of 1379 amino acids. The record is from RefSeq and is a predicted model, not a curated record. Gene Ontology annotation, cellular component: cytoskeleton. Gene Ontology annotation, biological process: actin cytoskeleton organization; positive regulation of Arp2/3 complex-mediated actin nucleation. NCBI's taxonomy places the organism in Eukaryota, Viridiplantae, Streptophyta, Magnoliopsida, Poales, Poaceae. Gene Ontology annotation, molecular function: actin binding; protein kinase A regulatory subunit binding; Arp2/3 complex binding. The transcript has 10 exons.
CCGCGGGUCGACGUCUCGCCUCCACCCGUCUACGCCUCGCGCACUCCCCCAUCCCCAGCCGGCCGCCCUGCUCUUCCUUGCGGAGGCGGCAACCGGGGCGCCCGCCAGAGCGAGCGACCCGGCGCGCACCUGCUCCCACUCCCGCCGCGCCACCAGAAAAGUAGCCGUUGCGGCGUCGCGUCGGGCGGGGGUAUCUAUACCCGCGCGGGGCUGCAUGAGGAAGGCUCCCGCCGCGGCCGCGCGGACCCGGUGAGGAGGAGGAGCAGCAGGAGGACGAGGCGACAUGCCGCUGGUCAGGUUCGAGGUGCGGAAUGAGGUGGGGCUUGGGGACCCCGACCUCUACGGCGGCGGCGGAAGCGGCGGAGCCGUCGGAACCGCCGUCGGAACCGGAGCGGCGGGGAAGAGGGGAGCGGCCGCCGCCGCCGGGGAGGAGGAGCCCAAGGCGCUGCUCGAGGGCGUCGCCGUCGCGGGGCUCGUCGGGAUCCUGCGCCAGCUCGGAGAUCUCGCGGAAUUUGCAGCUGAUGUUUUCCAUGACCUACACGAGCAAGUUAUUGCUACAUCUGCUAGGGGGCGUAAGGUGCUAACUCGAGUACAGAACAUUGAAGCAGCACUUCCAUCUCUUGAAAAAGCUGUGAAGAAUCAGAAGAGCCACAUACAUUUUGCCUAUGUUCCGGGCUCUGAUUGGCACACUCAGCUUCAAAAUGAGCAAAAUCACCUGCUAUCCAGUGAUCUGCCUCGUUUUAUGAUGGACUCCUAUGAAGAAUGCCGAGAUCCACCACGGCUUUACCUUCUUGAUAAAUUUGAUAAUGCUGGUGCUGGGGCCUGUUUAAAGAGAUAUUCUGAUCCGUCCUAUUUCAAGAAAGCAUGGGAUAUGAUGAGAGCAGACAAGACUGCUCAUCACCAAAGAGAAAAGAGAUCUCAGAAAAUCAAGAGAAAAGGUUCACGACUAAGGGAGCCAUAUCAUGGACAAGCCACAUCCAGGCAUAGGAGUGGUGAAUUGCAGCGAUCGCUUACUGCUGGCCAACCUGUUAACAGCAGGCAGUUUGCAUCUCCCAGCACCGACGGUCAGAGCUUCUCAGAGCAUAGAUCUACACCUGAUGCAAGAUCUAAUCCUGAGAAUAUAAGCAGAUCUUCUUCUUUUAGUUCAAAGGCACGACUGAGUUCAGUAGAUCAAGCUUUAGAUAUAAAACCUUCCACUGUUCCUCAUGAGAAUGGUCAUGGCAAGUCAUCAAAUACUAAGCUGCAAAAUCCCAGUGAUCUGCCUUUGCGCGUACUACAUAACAGUAACAGUGUGGAUGACACUAGUGAUGAUCUGAAGCAAGGUUCCCUGCUAGGUGAUGUGGUUGCUAGAUCACCUUAUGUUAAAUGGGAUGAAAAGUCUGCAAUUAUCAUGUCUACAAGUUCUGUCUAUUGUGAUGAUGUUGUUAUGGAUAAGGCUGAAGAUGCAGAGCCUACCUGUAUUAGCUCUGUGCAGAAAGAAAUUGUCCAUAAGGGGAUGGAUACUUUGGAACAGCAAGAUGCCUUACUCAAAAAGAAAAAAUCACCAUCAGCCUUGAAUCACCAUGAUGAAAUUCCAGGAGAAGCAGACAACUACAUGGAUGCACUUAAUACACUGGAGUCUGAGACAGAACCUGAACCUGAACUUCAAACUAAAAACCAAGUGAUGCCAUCACCUUCCUCCAAUGCUGAAGCAUCUCAAGUGGGGGCAGUUGAUGAUAUUGUUUCACAGCAUCCUGAUUCCUCUGUUGCUGAUUUUACUGACACAUGUCAAGAUUCUAAUAUUUCUUUCACUUCUGAAAGAGCAGUUGAUUUUCCCCGUUUGUCAAAUGCAGAUUCUCCUGAGAUUUCGCAGCUAGAAUUUUCAGAUUAUACAUCUUUAACUAUGUAUAAAGACUCAUCUGUCAUCACUAAUAUCCAUGAGAGUAACAUGGAGGGUGCUUGUGGAGAUCCUUCUGAGAUUUCAAAGCCAGAACUGCAAGUCCAUGAAGCCAUAUCCCCCAAUGGAAGAUCCCCUAUUUACAAUCAAAUACCCGAGAGUAAGGCAAAAGAUGGUCCUGGAGACUUUCAUGAGAUUCCAGAACCAGAGUUCUCCGCCAAUUUGGCUACUCCUUCCAAUGAAGAGUCUGCUGUUGCCAACCAAAACCUUGAAAGCAAGGUAGAAAAUACUGGUGAUAUUGAUGAUACCACCAAUGAUGUUGUAUCCGGACCUACCAUUUCCAACGUGGUGAUUGGCGAGGAAGCUUUCAAGAUGACACCUGCUGCUAAAGAGUCACCUGGUGAUAUCUCUGAUGACUCAUGGGUUGUUUCUGAAAGUAGCCCUCAGAAUUACCCCAGAAAGAAGCAUGAGGAACUUGGUGAUUGUGGUGUGUCUGAGGUGUCUAACUCAUGGAGUGAGCCUCUUAAUGAACCAUCAGAGAAUAGGUGUGCAACUCAGGAUGUUCCUACAAAUACUAUCACCUCUACUGGUGCAAGUGAAGUGUCUAAUUCACAGUGCGAGCCUCUUAAGGAACCAUUGGAGAACGGACUUGCAACUCAAGGUAUUCCUACAAAUACAUCUACUGCAUCUACUGGGGUACCGCCUGUUAAACUCUGGACAAAUGCUGGGCUCUUUGGGCUUGAACCAUCUAAACCUCCAGUAUUUGGUGCUCAAGAUGCUCCAAGGGAGGAUACUCCACCUGGCCUUAAAGAACUUCAACCAAGCCAUGCAACUGAAUUCACAGAAUUAAAUUGUUCAAAGCCUAUUGAGUCAGCAGUUGUAGAUGUUCCAAAUGGAAACACAUCAAUUACCAGCAGCUUUGUGGGAAAGCUUGUUGGCAUCCGUCCUGGUUCUGCAAACCUCAAUAGCACAGGGGCAAAUCAGUCAGCAGCCAGAAUACCCGAUCAAGUUCAUGGUCAAACAGAUGGGCCCUCAGAUUUUUCCUCAUCCUUUGAGCACAAUAAUAUGAUUGGCAAGCAGGCUUCAAUAAGUGAGCUGCUAGAAUCUGAAGAAAGUGCUGAAAAUGGCACUGAAAUGUACUCAACCAACAUGAGAAAUGACAUGCAUAUGGUGUCUGCGUCAAGCUUUUCAAGUAUUGCACAAAGAUUUCUUGCUAAUACACUUCAAAGAAGAAAUUCUCACCUUCCUAUGUCAUCUGAGAGACCAAAUGCUGAUGCAAGUGUAGAUGAUGAAUCUGCCCUAAAUCCUAUUGUAGAACCAAGUCAAACAGUAUUCAUGGAGAAUUCUCAGUCUGAGAACAAAACAGAAAAUGGAAUGAAUGGAUUGUCCAAAUCAUCAAUGUUCUCUAGCCGUCAAUACUCUGAGAAAUCGUCCCCGCCACUUGAGUAUAUGAAAAUAUCUUUUCACCCUAUGAGUGCAUUUGAGAUGUCAAAACAGAACCUAGAUUUCUGUGAUGGCAAUCUUCAUGAAAACUCUGAUGAUAUGAUGUUACCAACAUUUCAGUUGCUUUCAGAGUCUUCCAUUCCACAGCCAGGCAGUGGUUCUGAGUCGGAAGAUGACACUUUUGGUAGGUCAUAUAGUUAUUCUUCAUAUGAUGAUCUAAGUCCACGUUUAUAUUCAAACUCUGAGGUGUGGGAUCAAGAAGAUGGAGUUGGACUGGAGGAACGCGAGUUGUAUGACGAUUCAAAUCAGAUAGGGUCCUCAACGGCACCUUUAUCUAGCUAUAUGGGAUUUGAGCAAAUGAACUUGUCUGGCGUGAAGUCAACCAUUUCACCUGCAUAUACUGGGGAUCAGAAUGGACUAGGCACAUUAGAAUCCCAUUCUGUUGAAGAACUUCCAAAUUUUGAUACAAUAAUGUCCAGAAACAACGACCAAAAUGAUGAAGCCUCUAUUCCACACAAUCCAGUGAAUUUACCACCAGCUGAAGAUCCGUUGCCACCACCACCUCCUCUUCCCCCAAUGCAGUGGAGGAUGACAAGACAAACAACUUCACUAGAAGAGGAAAGAGGCAUUACAGCUAAAGAUAUGUUUCAAAAAUCCUCAAGCCUACCACAUGUACACACCUCUGCCAAGGAAGGACCUCAUCCUCCGACUGCACUACGGGAUCCACAAGGGCAUGCUAAGGAAGUGGAUGUCCAGAAAACUGAUGGCGUAAAAGAAAUCACUAAUCCCUCUAGUAUCAUUGAUAUCAAAUCAAGUUUGCUUCAGCAAAUCAGGGAUAAGUCGGAGCAGCUGAAGCUUAAUGGACAUGAAAGGUCAAAAGCAGUAGGCAGUGACAUUAAAAGCUUGGAUGAAAGGGAGGAGUUGCUUCAACAAAUCCGGAGCAAGACCUUCAAUUUAAGACGGACAAAUGCAUCUAAGACAGACACUUCAUCACAAUCAACGGCUAAUUCCAACGUUGUAGCAAUUUUGGAGAAGGCAAAUGCUAUCCGACAGGCUGUGGCCAGUGAUGAGGGAGGUGAUGAUGAUAACUGGAGUGACAUAUGACGACCUAACUGCAAAUGUGUAUGGCACUCUUUUUCUGUACAUUCAGCUGUUACAGAUGAAGUGAGAAAAUGUGAAUAACAUCCUUUUCUUCAUUGUAAUUAGAUUUUGUAGGCUGCUUCUGUACCUUUUUUUUUAGUUCAUAUUAGCGUAUUCUCUACCGUAGGCCUCCAUGGUUGUGGAAAUGUUAGAUCAUUUCUACCUGAUGUAAAUCUUUCUUUAUUAUUUAUUUAUGAUAGUGAGAACAACUGAUGAAAAAUAAGCAUACUAAGCCAUCUUUUGUAUCAUUGUAUUGAGAAAAAAAAUCUUUUUUGCAA